AUGAAUCUGACAGAGUUUAAUCAGUCUGAUCACUGUGAUCAUUUAUCCUGUCCAGAGAGACCUGUAUCUCCUGCAGUUUAUAUCUUAAUGUACUUGUGUUCAGCUGCUUUGGUUCUGCUAACAGUGUGUGGAAAUCUGCUCAUCAUCAUCUCUGUUCUUCACUUCAAGCAGCUUCACACACCAACAAACAUGCUGCUGCUCUCUCUGGCUGUAUCGGAUUUCCUCGUUGGUGCUUUAGUAAUGCCGCCAAUGUUCAUCUGGACAAUAGAGUCAUGCUGGAUUUUUGGGAGAGGUUUCUGCACCGUCUUUUGGAUAAUUUGUGGUUUUCUAUUAAUUCUAUCAAUAUAUAAUAUCACUCUGAUUGCUGUGGAUCGAUAUUUGGCUCUCUCAAAUCCCUUUUUCUACAUGAGCAGAGUCUCUGUGAGGAUCACGUGUGUUGUAGUUAUUUUGGACUGGUUUGUGGUGGGAGUCUAUCUCUUGUUACUCAUGUAUUUCAAUGGAAAUUUCACAAUUUCUGUAAUGUGUCCCGGAGAAUGUUUUUAUUUUCUGAAUGAUGUUUGGACUGUAAUUGAUCUCAUAUAUUCAUUUAUAUUUCCACUUUCUGUAAUAAUCAUAUUGUAUACUCUAGUUUUUGUGAUAGCUAAGAAACAUGCCACUGCUAUCAGAGAGCUUAAUAAGCACACACGGCCUAAAACACAGAAAAUCACCUUACACUCCAUGAAAUCUGAGAGAAAAGCAGCUAAAGUCCUCGGUAUUUUAGUGUCUGUGUUUCUGCUGUGUUUACUUCCAUAUUUUAUUUACAGUUUAUUAGGAAAUGUGAUUGAACAACAGACAGAAACCAUUCAGAAACUUGUAAUCAUUCUUUAUCUUAAUUCCACCAUUAAUCCAGUUAUUUAUGCUCUUUUUUAUCCGUGGUUCAGGAGGUGUGUUAAAAUAACUAUAACUCUACAAAUAGUCCAGUCAAACUCUGCAUUAGCAAAUGUUCUCUCGUGA
Molecule: messenger RNA, 993 nt
Organism: Tachysurus fulvidraco (yellow catfish)
Lineage: Eukaryota; Metazoa; Chordata; Actinopteri; Siluriformes; Bagridae
Product: trace amine-associated receptor 13c-like
Exons: 1
Coding region: 1-993 (330 amino acids)
Biological process (GO): G protein-coupled receptor signaling pathway
Cellular component (GO): membrane
Molecular function (GO): trace-amine receptor activity
Source: RefSeq, a predicted model, not a curated record